Diorhabda carinulata is the source of this 5651-nucleotide messenger RNA. Its product is annotated as arrestin domain-containing protein 1-like. Gene Ontology annotation, biological process: protein transport. Bases 1775 to 2917 code for a protein of 380 amino acids. The record is from RefSeq and is a predicted model, not a curated record. Gene Ontology annotation, cellular component: cytoplasm. The transcript has 9 exons. NCBI's taxonomy places the organism in Eukaryota, Metazoa, Arthropoda, Insecta, Coleoptera, Chrysomelidae.
UGUUUAGGAUUAGAGGUUUAAAUUUUUGCUUCGAAACAUUCGUCUGGUCGAUAAAGAAACAAGACCUGCAAGAGAAGAAUAUGAUAAAUUUGCAGUGAUUAGAGGGUUCUUCUUUGAAAAUUUUAACAAUAACCUACCAAAAUUCUUCUCCCUUUCCAAGUAUACAACAAUCGAUAAAAUGUCAUGGGCGUUCAGAGAAAGAUGUGAGUUUCGAGUAUAUAUACCAUCGAAACCCAACAAUUAUGGCCUAAAAGUGUAUGCAUUAGUAGAUGCAAAGAUGUUCUAUACUGCGAAAAUGGAAAUAUAUGUUGGUCAACAACCAGAGGAGCCAUUUUAUGUAGACACAUCAAAUAUGUUUCUGGUGCCAAGAUUAUGCCAAGCAAUCUAAUCGGAAUAUCACAACACACAACUUCUUUUCAAGUAUUCCAUUAGCAUAUUCUUAUCUCCAAGAGCAUGAAAUGACACUUAUAGCUACUUUCAGAAAGAAUAAACCGCAAAUACCACCAGAUAUGAUGAUAAAGAGGACCGAAAAGACGACUAUGUUCGCAUUUGAAGAAGAAGAAAAAACGUAUUUCUUCUUUCAACUAUGCAUCUUGACGACUCCAUUGAUGGGGAAACAGGAAAACCAUCGAUUAUUAUCGACUACCUAUAACAAGAUCAAAUGCGGAGUGGAUACGGUUGACAAGCUAUGCGCAGCUUAUAUGGCCUGUUGAAUAUAGCAGAUAUUAAUUCUUACAUUAUAUAUAAAAAUAACAAUAACGCCAAAAAAUUUCAAGGAAAAUAUUUUUAGAAGCACUGCCAAAACAGUUAGUUGAAAACCAUACAAAAAAGUGUUUUAACUGUAAUAUGGUUCCUAGAAUGUCCAGAUUGUGCAUUCAAGAAAUCUAUAACAUUUCAACUACUGAAAACGUACAAAAUCAACCACCUACAAGACCAGAUUUAGUUGCUAUAAAUGUAAAAAAUUCAUGUGCUUAGAGCACUUCUCUGCUAUCUGUAAGGAGUGCGUUGAAAUUUAAGGCCAAGUUUGUAUAUUUGUGUUCAGUUUAAAUCUAAUGAAUGUUCAUUUUUUUUUAUUUUCAAGUUUUCUGAUGUUUUGUAAAUAAUAUAAUUAGUUUAGUUACCAUAGAAACUGUUUCUGUUUUUAAUUAUAGACAUUUCAAAAAUAUGUUUUUUUUUGUUUUUUUUUUCCACCCCAAUUUGUUUGUUAUUUUAAUCUCAUUAAAAAUCAAAUAAUAAAUACAGUUAUUCCAUUUUUUUUAACCACCUUACCCCAAAGUAUACCAAUUCAAGUCAAAUUUUUUCCACUUGUUAGUUAGGUUUCAGAGGCGGAUGUUAGCUUUCUUGUUAAAAUUAAUCAUGUUAGCUACGGAAGCUUAAAAGCGGUGGUCUUAUAUCUUUUUUUAUGUUAUAAAAAUGUUAUUUUUGUGUUUAUUCCAUUGUUAAAAGAAUUUUGAAAACUAUUAGGAAAACUAACAUAUUCAAUCAAAAUUAGGAGAACCAUAAUAAAUAAUAUUAAUGGCUGUUUUUAACCAUCACUUACUUUCGUACUUGUGGCGCUACUGAACUAACAUCAAACACGCCAAGCCAGGAGUCAGGGUCAUUUCGAUUUUAACUAUCUGCGAGUGAUAUUGAAGUUCACCUCCUAGUAUUUUAUUAGAACGUUAUUUUUGUGUACUGUAGUAGAAUAAUGUGGUGAGGUGAUCUUUUUGUUUUAGAAAAGACAGCUGGUUUAUAAGUGUGUACCUAUUGGAUUGAUUUGAAAAUCUAGCGCAUUAUGAGUUGUGCAAUUGAAGUAGUAGGAUCAGAUGGAACCUUCUCCCCUAGAGAUACAAUUAAUGGCGUAGUAUCUGUGAGGUUACCAACAGAAACACAUAUUAAUAACAUAUCAUGCUCUAUUACUGGGAAAGAAAAAUCUGCAUGGAGCAUUACUGAAAACAUAUACAACCAGAGAACAAAAAAUUUUUGCACGGGAAUAGUAUAUUACACAGGCGAAAACACAUUGUUAUCGGACAGUGUUAUUCUAACAAGUGACGCAGAUGUCGAUGCUGGAGUACAUGAAUACCCAUUUACAUAUAUGUUACCAAGAAAUAUACCAAAUUCGUAUAAAUCAAAUUAUGGAUCCAUAGAAUACAAAAUUCAUGUUGUAGUACAUACUAAAACUGGAUAUGAAUAUGAAGCCGAAAAGCUGAUUUCUGUUAAAGCACCAAUAAAUUUUAAUGAUAUCAGAAGUGAACUGCAGCUGGAACCCGUAGCGUAUCAAAACGAAGAGGUUAUGUGGCAUUGCUGUUAUGCAGGUGAUCCAAUAACAAUGGAUUUAGUUUUGGAGAGAGAAGCUUUUGUAGUUACCGAACCAAUUUGUUUCAAAUUAGAUGUCAAUAAUAAGUCCGGUGAAAAUAUUGAAGAUAUAAACGUUACUUUGACAUUAGUAAUAGAAGCCACUGCAUCGAACCCAAGAAUUGCGCAUAGAUAUGAACAGAUUUUGUUAAAUGGAGCUAAGAUAGGAAGGAUGCGAGGUGGCGAGAAAAAUAUUUUUCCCCUCAAAUUUGAGAUACCUCAAACAAAGGAAAUACCGAAUUUCAAUGGCAGCUCAUUAUUUAGACAAAAAUGUGUUCUCAAGGCUGAAUGUCUGAUAAAUGACUCAGAAAAUACUUUAGAUGUUCAAACGGAAAUAAAAUUAGGUCAUAUUCCUAUCGAUACACAGCGGCGGCCCGGACAUCGACAUGAACCAGUGAGAAGAGUUCACAGUUCGGGUGCAAUAAACAGACCAUUAGGAUUCAAUUUCUUCAAUUCAAGCAAUGAGAAUAUACCGAGUGCUCCUCCAAUAGAUCGACCCUCGGCGCCGUGGAAAACUACAGAUGAUAUUGAUACUCUUCCUCCAUCAUAUGAAGAAGCUAUGUGUAAGUCAAAGAAAGAAUGAACACAAUGAAACUGAAUAUGGAUAAGAAAAUUAUGUAGCAUAAUUUACAAUAGUAUAUAAAAUAUACUAGAUGGAUGCAACUAGUUCUAGUAUCAAAUAUUUUGUGUGCAGAACAUAUAAUUACUUUUAUAUGUUCUUUUACAUCCUUGGAGGAUUAAUUCUCAGUAAUAAUAAUAUUUUUAAUUAUCCAAUUUUUAUGGGUAAUUUUAGUGUAAAGGUUGUUAUUUUACAAGAAGACGACUCCAGGAUUGAUUUAUUAAAACACCGAAUGAUAGAACCAUGUAUUAUAAUUUGUUGAUUACAGAUUGUGUUUGUCACCUUUUUGUUCAAUUGGAAAACCAAUUAUUGAUAAAAACUUUCUUAGUUGAAUAUUAAAAUUGUAAAACUUUGGUGCAAUAAUUCAGUACAUUAUAUUUCCUCCCAUUUAUUUUGUUUUAGAAAAACACAACUAGCUCAUGUGGCUUAUAUAACUUGAUGAUAACCCUUAUUGCGUAACAAGUUCAUAAUUUUUCUUGCUUGUUCAAAUACUUACACGAUUUGUUCCUAGUAAUUCCUUCAGUUCAUUAUGGUGGCUGGUUGAAGUACUAUGUUGUGAGGUUAAGUUAACUGUUUAGCGGCUUCAUUAAUUCGAUAUUUACACUAGAACGAGUUUAGGUCGUAUAAAGGCAAUAUCAACAAGCGAUCAUCGUUUUUUGGUUUCAUUCAACAAACAAAAACAGUCCACUAUGCACAGAACAUUGCAGAGCUAGGCUUGAUUUUGCCAAAGAAUACAAUAACUGUACUAAAGGAAAUUGCAGUAAUUUGUUAUCCGAUUAUUCUAAUUUUGUUCAGGUUACCUAAAGGCAGUGAAAAAAUAUGAAGAAGACUAUGAAAGACACUUGCAUAACGCAAUAUCAUGGAAAGAAUAAGCUACGGAAUAGAUUUAGUUAUGUUUAGGGCUGGUUAAAAUCAGUUUUUAAGAAGAAAUAAAUGAUAUUGCCGCUCAGAUUGAAUAAUCAGUCACAAUUGAAAAAUUAAUAUAGCUACGUGAUCGAUUUUUCGUUUUUCAAUCCUAUUUAUGGAUAUUAAAGUGCCAUAGAGCCCUGCCGAUUGAUUAAUUGGAAAAUUAGUGACCUUAUAAAUACACCUUAAUUCAUUUUUUUAAGUUAACUACUAAUAAAGUAUAGAUUUUUUUCACAUAAGUGGAGUAAAAUAUUGUUGAUCUCAAUAUGUAUAUUCCCUUAGAUAUUAUAUUUAAAAAUAUAAAACUACAUGGCGACAACAAGAAUUACUGGUGCCAACAAUCUUCAGGAUUGCUUAUUCUUUGCUUAGUUAUUAAAUGAGUAUAGCACUAAUUCUCUUGCUUAGAUUUUCAGAUGUAGAAAUAUAACAGCAUAGGUUGAGCUGAAUACUUAUACUUUCCAACAAUAUGACUAUUUAAAUUCUUUUUUGAGUUCUGUUGACUUUUUCAAGUAUAUAAACUUUUAUCUCAAUAUUCAUUUAAGGAUCUCAGUACGGCAGCUAGGGGGGUGCCGUAGCCAUUUCAAACCCCUCUCAGUUUUUGAGCCGUUUCUAAUUCCCCUCAGUUUUUGAUCCGUUUCCAUAUGUAUUUUGACGCGUAGAAUCGAUUUUUCGACAAUGCCAAGCUUUUACAGUGUUUUGCAAAAAAUCAAUAUUUAAAAAGUUAUUGUCAAUAUAAUGAAAAAUUGACGUUUUUUCUCACUUAUCGGUCAUUACUUGGUUCCUACAUGACGAAGAGAUUUGAACCAGCUCAUUUUAAACGUUAAAGUUUAAGUUUGAAAAUGAGAUGUUAGAGACUUUUAGAUAUGAUCUGUUAAAAAGUUACAGAAGUUUGAAUCUAGAAAUUUUCAUGAUAAAAGCAUCGUCAUUUUUUAUAAAUGUUUUAAAGUUAUAUAAAUUAAAAAAAACCAAAUGCACCUUAUUGUAGCUUAAAGUGCUAAUCAAAACAAAUAUUUUGAUCACUUCCAGUUAUGGUUUCGACCCUUAGUUGUUUAUGCAGGUUUUAAACUGGACUAAAGUACGCGCCCGCGAUCAGAGGUGUGCCCGCGAUAACUUCUCUACAGUAACUUAUUUAUUUGUAACCUUCUUUCAUCUUUCUUUCUUUGAGUUGUAGUUUUGUAAACAACUAAAUUAUUUAUAACAAAUUAUUCGGCUAGAUUUGAGCUUGGCACCCUCGAAAAAUCGAUUCUACGCAACAAAAAAACCUAAGAAAACGGUCUAAAACUGAGUUUGAAACGGCUACGGGACCUGCCGUACUAUAUUGACAGUGUCCUGUAUUGUUGGUGGUUCACUUAUGCUUUGUAUGUAGUCGGUUCCACCCUCGUCUGUUUUUGUGGAUUUAUUAGCCUACCAGUUUUUGGAAUGAGUUGAAUUUUUAUCGCAUAUUACCUUGCAAAAUUUUUCACAAUUGCAUAUUUUCGUGGCAGAUACAAGGCAAUGUGUCAAUUGAAUGAAAUAAUCUCUGGUUAUUCCAAAUGAAGUAUGGUGACAUGAAUAUGCUAGCUGAUCAUUGGAGGAGUGGUGCUGGUUUUAUAGUACUGCCCUCUAUAUCCUGUAAAUAAUUGUUAUGUUUAUCAAAUUCGCAAAUUCAUUGGGCUCUAAAUAUUUGGGUAAUGAUAAAAAAUAAUCUUUUCCAUGGGUGAUUUGACUCAUUGUUGGGUUUUAGAUAGUGAUCUAUGUCUUAAAUUUUAUAUUUUUAUAAUUUUGUGAAUAAAUUACAUUUUUACUGCUAGAA